AGAGAGCAAGGUGUCUUCAUUUUCGAGAGGACCAGACACCAGAGCUAAGGAGUUCGGAGGAGACGGAAGUGCGAUAUCGAUCGGCAACGAAGGCGAGCAAACGCAGACAAAGAUAUGAACUUCGAUGGGAAGAAGGCCGAGGUUGAAGACUAUGUGCAGAGCAAUCUCAAGGACCAUUCCAACUUGAUGGAAACUAGUCCUGAGGAGCAUGAAGUGCCCCAGAGUACACCAUUGGAGGCUGAGCAGGAGAAUACAAAACUCAAGCAAGAAGAAGGGAGUACAUGCAAUGUAGCUGAGAAGUCGGUGGAGAGUGAAGCUUCUGGGGACAGUGAAGCUAAUGAUGAUGAAGUUGUUCGAGAGAUUGAUGUUUUUCUUAAGCCCUCAAUUGAUUCAAACACUAAGCUAUAUGUACUGCAAUAUCCCUUGAGGCCAAAAUGGCGACCGUAUGACUUAGAUGAAAAGUGUGAAGAGGUAAGAGUGAAGCCUAUGAGUUCAGAAUUUGAAGUCGACCUCAGAGUUGACACUGAUUCCGAAAAUUAUGACAGUGAUGCUGCUCCUGGAGUGAAGAUGACAAAGCAGACUCUUUCAACUGCAUGGAAACCAACUCCUUCCUCAACUGGAUAUGCCGUUGGGGUUCUGGUUGACAACAAGGAUGUACACUCCACUGUUAGGGGCCACAUCAGUCAACUUCCCGAUGAAGUUCUUGAGUGUAUUCUCAAUAAAUUAAAACAUAGGGAUGCAGUUAGAGCAAGUUUGGUAUCAUGUAGAUGGAGGCAUCUUGUUUUGUCCCGGGCUCGCCUUGUUUUUGAUUUGCCUAGCAUGUUUGAAAUGGAAAACUGUGGGCUGAAGGGAGCCUCGGGAAGGAAAUGUGUUUGUUUAGAAUACAAAGAUCGAUUCGUACAAGCUGUAAAUCAAUUCAUAGCUUCAUAUAGAGGCACACACAUAAAUGAAUUCGUUGUCUGUUUUUGCCUGAAGAGGGACUCUGCUUCUGCUGUCUUAAACUGGAUUAGAUUUGCUCUUGAUUUAGGUGUGCAACUGCUCGAAGUGCAGCUUUGUGGUGAACACUGCAAAGCUAAAGUGCCGUUGUGUGGUACUCGUUGCGAAAUUCCUCUAAAGCAUCUUCUGCCAUCUAACCGCGAUGCAGGAGAAACGUUUAUUCUCCGUCCGUUCAGCCAGCUAAAGGCCCUCAUAUUUCAUCGCAUAUGUUUGAAGUCUCACUGUAUGGAGACUUUGCUAUCAAGCUUAGUAAACCUUAAGCAGUUGGAAAUGAAACAAUGCCAAUUGCCUUCCUAUCUAAACCUCAACUCACUGACCAGUCUAGAGGGUGUCUCGGUUUUCUAUUGCACCAUGUUGGAAAAGAUUGACGUGGCUAGUCUUCAGCUUAAGAGUUUGAAUGUUUUGUGCCGGAGGAUUGUUUCGUUGGAGCUAUCUGGGGUUCCUAACUUGGAAGAGCUCUGUUACUCUGUGCAUGGUGGUAGCAUUAUGCACCAUAUUUUUCUGAAGCUGCCCGGACUUCUUCCUCGUUUGAGAACUUUGAGGGUCGACUCUAGUAGUUCCAACAGGAUUGAGCACAUGCCCGAAAGCGUAACUACAUUCUCAAGACUUAGGACAUUAAUGCUGCUGGCAUUGGAUCCCCAAGUGGGUGAUAUGAUGCCUCAGACGGUUCAACUUCUAAAAUCGUGCCCUCUACUCUGUCAUCUUAGUACAUGGCUGUGUGUCCGAGAGGACAAGGAACCCGAGAAGCUAGAGUCCGUUGUUGAAUACCAUCAUGAAUGUCUCGAGUGGAUUUCAAUCCAUGGAUUUGUGGGCACCAAGUAUCAGAUCGAGUCUUGUAAGUAUCUACUCAAACUUGCUCCUCGCGUGAAAAGGUUGGGAUUAAGGCGUGCUUUGCCCGAUUUGUUGUCCCGUCUAAAAGUAGGGCGGAGAAGACAUGUACUGGGUGAAGAAGGAUGUGAGAGGGCACUGAAUGCAUUGAAAGCAUUUUCAAAUGAUGUGAAAGUGUUCUUCUUCUGAAGAAGAAACAUUACAUCGGAGCAAAUGUAUAGAUGCAGAGUAAUAAUAAUAGCACUCUCUCUGUCCAUUCCAUGAAUAAAUUUAGUUCCUAUAA
Molecule: messenger RNA, 2107 nt
Organism: Cuscuta campestris
Lineage: Eukaryota; Viridiplantae; Streptophyta; Magnoliopsida; Solanales; Convolvulaceae
Source: the annotation of a GenBank genome assembly